Antechinus flavipes (yellow-footed antechinus) is the source of this 2224-nucleotide messenger RNA. RefSeq names its product transcription elongation factor, mitochondrial (gene TEFM). The transcript is spliced from 4 exons. Lineage: Eukaryota; Metazoa; Chordata; Mammalia; Dasyuromorphia; Dasyuridae. The record is from RefSeq and is a predicted model, not a curated record. Gene Ontology annotation, molecular function: nucleic acid binding; DNA polymerase processivity factor activity. Gene Ontology annotation, cellular component: mitochondrial nucleoid. Gene Ontology annotation, biological process: mitochondrial transcription; transcription elongation by mitochondrial RNA polymerase. Bases 39 to 1130 code for a protein of 363 amino acids.
AAGUCGGGACCGGUGGUAGGAAACGCGGUGUUUUCAACAUGAGUUUCCCGGGCGUCCUGCGUCUGUUCCCUGGAGGAAAAUGGAAAUAUUUUCAGGUUGCAAUGUGUCCAUCUCCUUACCAGCCUUUGUUCUCCUGCUGUCAGAGAAAAUCCAUAGCACCAAUGAAGAAAACAGACUUUGUUUCAGCUUCAUCAGAUGAGAGCUUAAAGGACACUGGGGAAAAGUUGGAAGACCUCUACUCUUCUGAACAGAAAUCAACUAUUUUGCAAGUGCUCAACACUGCAUCUGUGAAUGAACUUGCCACUUUUACAUUUCUUCGAGGAAGGAAGUCUGUCAACAUUGUAAAACACAGGGAAAAGCAUGGACCUUUUCAAGACUUGAAAAGCUUAAUGGAAGUGCCUUUGUUUCAGUUUAAAAUUACAGUGAAAGUGUGUAACUCAAUUCUACUGCCAGAAUUGAAAAGGAAAAAAAAAGAGAAAAUAAUACCAGAAAAUCGGUCAUUAGGAAAGGUUGUUAAACCAGUAAUAGAAAAAAAGAAGCUUCAGGAAGCUGAUAGUAUUGUGUCUAUUGUUUUUGGCAAAGAAAAAAUUGCCUGGGCUCAUCUUGAUAAUAGACUAACAGUUCUUGGCUGGCAACAAAGAAAUAAAUUUAAGUUGAUGAAAGAAACAAAUACACCAUCUGUGUAUCUGGAAACGAUUUCUUCAAUAGUUUCAGAAAUUCCUGAAGCAGAUUUCUAUGUUUUGGAAAAAAGAACAUUUUCUCUUCAGCAGACAACUCUGUUUCCAGUUGCAUUACACUUCCACAUUGUGGAGGCCAUGCUGUAUUCCUUGUUAAAUAAAACAUUAGCUCAUGAUGGCCACCAUCGGGUGUUGAGCAUGAGCCGGAAUGUGGUGGGGAAACACUUUGAUUUGAUGCUUGGAUCCAUGCGGACUAGCGGCAUGGCUGUGGUGCAGCAGUUUCUCUCAGACUCUACGUUGAAAGCAGAGUCCCGUGUGUCCUUUCCCUCUGAGAGCGUGGUGCGCUAUAGAAACCUGAUGGAGACCAAUGGAGGAGAAAGGAAGGAAGAGUUGUGGGAUUCUCUGCUUCAGGCAGUGGCUUUUUAUGAACUCUUGGUGUUCAGCCCUCAUUAAUAAAACUUUUCCUGUAUGCAAGAUGGCGCAAUGCGGAGGCUCUUAAAAUGUCUUGCUCACGGUACCAGACUUGGAGUCCCGAAUCUCUUUGUUCAAAUUCUGCCCUGUACACCCUCCCUGUGUGAACCUGGGCACAUGCCCUCAGCUUCCCUCACUGUGAAACAUGGGGGCUAGACUCGAUGGUCUCCAGUUUUAAGCCUUCUGACUUUACAUUGAUGGCCUUCCGACUUGGCCCCAGCCGCUUCCCAGAGAGGCCUUGGGAUUCCCCACCUUCUUCCCCAGCCGUCCUCCAGCAGCCCAGCACAUGCCUUCUUUACUUCUCUGCAGCUAGAGCUGACCUCCAGUCAGGAAAGCUUUUGGGCAGAAGCAAGUUCUGAGGAUGUCUGGCACAGAGACCCAGUUCUACCAACUGGAUGAUCUUGAGCAGCACCUCUGGACUCAGGGUAGGACCCAGGUCUAUCUAUGUUGAGAGAAGAAAAAGGCAUGGGAGGUUCUCCAGGCCUGCCCCUCAGCUUGAGGCUCAGGGAGCUGAAGUCUAAGCAGGUGAGGUGAUACUUAAUACCGGAUCAGUUGAGGUCCACAAAUCUAGGGUAUUUUUCCCUUACUCCACACUGACCCACAAAAUGCUCAUUUGUAAAAUUAGUGUGGGUGAGACUAGAUCAUCUCUAAAGUCCUUUCCAUUAGGAACAUUCUUGAUUCUCGGCAGCACUUCUAAGACUGCACAAAUGAUCCAUCUUUUGAUUUUUCAUGUCAAAGACUGAGGGAAUCUGAUUAGUUGAUGUUGGGAUUUUUAGAUACCUGGAUGGCUUCUGUUUUUUUUUAGUAAUCAUCUAAAACGUGAUAUCAGAUCAGCUCUUUAGAAUGCCUGCUAGGAGCUCACUGCUAGAGUCAUUGAGAUGCCUUUACCUGUCUGUCUGUCAUCUCAGUAAUGGUGCCCGAAAAGCAAGAAAUCGUCUAUUACUCUCCUCCUUGAAAACUGUGCCAUAGAUACUAUUACACUACAGAUCGACAAAUGAAGUGUAUUUCCGUUGUGGAUUUUAAUGUUUGUGAGGCUCCAGAAAACACUGAAAUAAUAAAAACUGUUGCUCUCUAAA